Messenger RNA from Ixodes scapularis (black-legged tick), 1053 nucleotides. RefSeq lists its product as uncharacterized. Gene Ontology annotation, molecular function: catalytic activity. The record is from RefSeq and is a predicted model, not a curated record. The transcript has 2 exons. Bases 1 to 1053 code for a protein of 350 amino acids. NCBI's taxonomy places the organism in Eukaryota, Metazoa, Arthropoda, Arachnida, Ixodida, Ixodidae.
AUGCCAUCUAUCACGCACACCUACAGGAAGGAAAAGAAAAUCCAGGCACAAGCGGCUGUUUUUGUGCAGGCGAAGCUACCACACAUCACCAUCGACACAUCCCAGUGGUGUACGGAACUCCAAGAAGUUGUGGCGCUACGCGUAGCGCUGCAAUCCACGAGCAAGAGGCUCACGGUGGCCUCGGCGUACAACAGGCCGCACACUACAAAGGACUUUUCUUGGAUCAGGCACCUACGCAAAGAAUAUUCUGAUGACUUCAUGGUCCUGGGAGGCGAUCUCAAUACACACGUAGAACACUGGGCGAUAGGCGACACGGCAAGGGGGGCCGCAGACCUGCGCGACAUCACAGAGCAGGCGGAUAUGGCCCUAAUAAACGACUUCAGCAGAGCAACGAGGUAUGCAACGGGAGCUGGGCACAGAGACUCCAUCAUCGACGUCACGAUAGCGCCUGCAAGCACCGCACGGAACUUACAGUGGUCCAUAUUAGACGACGCCUGGGGAAGCGACCAUUUCCCCAUUGUCAUGGAGCUGGAAAUCGGAGCCAAGAGCAGCCCAGGCAAAAAACAGACCAAAACGAUCAUCUGGGAUGACUUUCGGAAGAGCAUCGAAGACCAGGGAGAAGACUUUGAGUUCCAACACGUCGCAACCCUCCUGACGACAGCGGCCAGGAUAGCCGUUGACGAGCGCCAAGUGGACGAGGGCACUCCAACGCCAGAUACGCAUCUUCUCUCAUUAUGGGACAGAAGAACGGCAGCACUCACAACCUACAGAAAGAAGAAGCUGAGAAAGCAUCUCAUAAAAGUGAACAAGCUCACCAAAAAGGCAAGCCAGUACGCAAGCCAGCUUGGCUUCGACAGAUGGAUAGAAUAUUGUGAGACCUUUGAUAGACUCACAAACAUGGGAGACGUAUGGCGGACUUUCAACUCUAUGUACGGUAAAAAGAAGGGAGAAGCAUACCGGACCGUCCAGGCAAUCCGAAGAUCAGCCUUUCACGGAAUGGGAGAUGGAUGCAGCAAUCAAGCAAUGCCGAUCAAAGAGUACACCUGGACCUGA